AUUCGUAUUCACUUAAACUUACAAACGACGUUUUCAUGAUCGGCAAACGGAAGAAAGACUUAAAACAAAGAUCAUCUAUGCACGGACAGCAGGAGUCAGGUUGUAGGGGGAUAAUGUUGUGUUUAUAUUUCCAUUGUGUGACAAGAUAAUGUGUGGGGUGGAUGCAACAGGUGAAAUGAGAGUAUUUCGCAUGGGGAUGUUUAUUCACGAAUUUGACUGAUUAGUGUCAUGGGAAUUUGUACGCGGAGAUAUUUUCUACUGACAAUAUGCAUUUUACAAUUGGUUUCAACAGUUGAACGUCAAGUUUUCGACUUCUUGGGUUACAUGUGGGCACCAAUUCUUGCAAAUUUUUUUCAUAUAAUAUUUGUCAUAUUUGGAUUUUUUGGUGCUUUUCAGUACAGAUCAAAGUAUCUUAUAACGUAUACUGUUUGGAAUAUAGUGUGGAUUGGCUGGAAUGUAUUCAUCAUCUGCUUCUACCUUGGCAUUGGCAUAUUGGACAAAGAUAGUGAUGUGUUAAAUCUUGGAACUGGCAGUGUUAGCUGGUGGGAGGUAAAUGGAGCUGGUUGCAAACCUGUUUAUCCCACAAAUCUUACUGCUGAGGACACUGAUGUAUUUCGACCUCUAAGACCAGAAUAUGUUCCUGGUUGUUUCCUUGACUAUCAGUAUGUAGAAAUCUUGCAUGCUUCGGUGCAGUGUUUAUUAGCGGUUCUUGGCACAGUUGGUGGCAUAUUUGUUUGCCAUAUUCUCUAUGAAGAUGAUGAUAGUUCCCAAGUUAACAGUUCCUAUGGAAAGAAAGCAAAUAAUGGAAACCGAAACUCUCUUUAUUCAAUUGAAUUUAGUUCUCCAGAUAAUAAUGCAGAUGACAGUGUAGAAUAUGAUGAAACAGGUCAGAAUGGUAACUCACACUUAUCAGCUCCACAACUCUCUCCACGUCCCAUGACCCCACGCAGAGUGAAACGCCGUAGUGUAAUUUCGCGUGGUUCCACCGGCCGUAACUCACAGCAAGAUAAACGGGGUAGUGUGAGGCAUGGAAACACAGUGCGCUCCUCAGUUAGAUCUUCAGGACGGCGGCCAAAACUGCAACACCAGAACCCUGUGACUCGUUUAAUAGAGCAGCAGCAGAGUCUGCAGCAACAACAGGCUCUGGGAGACUCAUCCACAUCAAAUGAUUCUCAUCGAUUGAACAUGUUCGACCCUGCAUCCUCUCAAGCAGACUUGUUAAACAGCUCACAGUGGCGGAAGACUGCUGGUCACACAAACCCCUUGUAUCAGCAGAGUUCUAUGCAGUCAUUAAAUGAGGAAGAAGAUUCAUUCAACAGACCACCUUCAGCAAGAUCGAGUUACUCAAACUAUCAUGGAACACGUCCCAUCAGUUGUUAUGUAGGUUCAAGUGGAAUGAAUUCUUAUUAUGUGCCAGGACAAGCAACAGCUCAAGUACCUGUCAUAAAUACACACCGCCGUAGCAAUCGGUCAAUACCAAAAAGUAGCAGACCAAGUACUGAAUUUUUGAGUUGUGGUCCACCAGCGUAUCAGUUGCAAGGUGCCAUAGACUCUGAAACUGUUAUAUAAUUUUUUUCUUUUAGCACAAAAAAUGUAAAGCAAGCCUUCACUGCCAGAAACAAAUGUGCCUCUUGUAACUGGAUGUUGUGAAAAGUUAAAAUUUUAUUUCUCUAUGGAACUGUGUACUGCAAUUAUUCACACAAAGUGCUCUUGUAUGUGAUUGAUUUGUAUAUGCUGUGUGUACAGUUUGAUAAAUAUUUGGCUCAUCAUACAUAUAUUUUGGAGCAUUAUUUGAAGAUUUGUGGUUUAUUUAAAAUAACUGAAUCACAUAUAACACAACAGUGCUGAGUAAUAUUUUGUGCCUUUCUAGUCAGCUAUUGAAUGUAGUGUUUUGUACGUGAGCAUACCAUCAUAUGUUAUAUGUGAUGGCUAACCCUCAUUAGGCUGUUGCUGGUAAAUUCUAGUUUUCACGCGUCUCGGGAAAACUCCUUCAUGUAAAAUGUUACGUUUGGGAAUCAUUUUACAAGGUAUGAAGGUGGAACUGUUAAAUAUGUAAUUUGCUUUGGAAGCAAUAAAUUCAAAAACUUACUUUUAAUACAUUUUUCAGACAUUGUUAUUGAAGCUGUAAAUAUGCCAUAAAGCACCAGGUUUGAGUAACUUCUGUUCAUUGGCAGUGUCAAAUUCAACUUGGCCAGCAGUGUCAGCAAAUGUAGAAGUAAAUUUUGAGGUCACACUUGCAACAUAAUUUUCAGGAAUGUAUAGUUGGACCGUUCUUUUCUAGCUGUUGUUUACAAAUUUUUAUUAAAUGCUUCCAUCCGUCAUAUUCCCCAAAUCCAAGAAGCAGCUCGCUGUAUGUUCUGCAAGUUGGAUUCAACCGACAGUGAUCCCUUAUGAUCUGACUACUUACUAAUGAAUGCGACAGAACCCGACAAACCACAAUUUUUUUAUGUUUGUUUUAAUUUUUCUUCUGGGUAUUUUAUUUUUAACAUAUUACUGCACUCUCAACAAACAAUGAGAAAAUAGCUUUCAGUUUAUCCUUAACACUGAUAUUACAGGCUAUAAUUUUGACUGUUAAAGAUUUCCACUUCCUUGUGAAUGGAUGUUACUGCUCUUCAAACCAAGUCUCUGCUCCCGGGAUUUUUAUAUCGUUACUGGAGAUGGUGCUGCAAGGACUGUCAAUUAGUGUCGGACCCAAUUUCUGCUUUUUUUCAUUCAUCAAAUGUUUCUGUUCAUCUGUCACAGUAUCAAUUUAGAAUCCACAUUAUCUUCUUAACAACAAAGGCCUAAUACUUUUAAAAGGUCCAUAAAAUGCAUUUCUUACAUCUGAAGCAAUUUUUAUACAUUUUGACAGCCUGAAACACUGAUAGUUGGUUCUGGUGAGAAGAAAGCAACUUAAUAAAUAGUUAGUAGUAAUAAGGCUGAAAAGAUUUAUUUUCAUAACCAGCUUUGAAACUUUCUGACAACUUUGGAUGACGCAUAUAUUUAUUAUAACAUCACUUUACAUAACACAGACAAAUAUAACAAUUUCUAGAAUUGGGAAAAUUUUACAAUGGCCUUGAUCAUAUUAAAAGACUGAUUUUUCAAAAUAUGAUUGAAAACUAUUAUUGCGAUUGUGAGAAGUUGAAUGAAAAAUUUGAUCAGUUUUUGUAUUAGUUGUACAAAUAUCAGAAAUAAAACGUAUUUGUGGAAACUGUUACUAUAACUGCAUCAGUCCCUCAGAGGUUUUUAUCUAUCUUUCCAAAACUUCUUUCAAACCACUUCAGCUCAUCACCCUACAAAGUUUAUUAAGUAAUCAUAAGUUUGUUAUUCUACACAUCUUAUAUCACAUGGUGCAUGUAAUUUGUGGAUCAGAUACGUUGCGCUGUUUAUUUUUAUUCAUCUAAGGAUGACAUGUUGUGUUAGUAGAAUGAAACACAGCAACACAAAAUAUAAAUGCACACAGAAUUCAUAAAUGUACCCCAUGAAUAUGAAAGGUGAUAGGCCUAGCCUUGAAGGAACCAUCCUGGAAUUUACGUGAAAUGAUUUAGGAAAACCACAGAAAACCCAAAUCAGUACGGCCGGACAGAAUAAACUCCAUCCUCCCGAAUAUGGAGGUCAGUAUCUUAAUAGCUGCACCACCUUACUCGUUACUCCAUAUUAUACAAUGUUCUUUGAUUUACAUCCAAUUUGUGUCACCACACACACUAAAGACACCUGAUGAUGACUUCUGAAUUAUGAAGGUGGCGCUGUGCCCCUUGUGCUAACUCCAGUCUGUUUGACUCCAGGACCAGAAACAUUCAACUAUGCUCCAUGUUUGUCUUCCUGUCCUCCCCUCUGUCUACCUAAAAAACUGAGUCAGCAUUCCCCCCACCCGACGAGUGGGAUACUGAACUCUGGAGAAGACAAGACAUUACUAUCAUGCACCUUGUAUCUUGAUAUAAGAUUUUCUUUUAAAAACAGUAAACUGUGAUAAUGUAUUUAAAUGUGACAAGAUGUUGUAGUUAUCUCCUUUCAUCAUUAAUCAUUACAUUGAGUCCUGCAAGUGAUCUUUGAUUGUGUAAUAUACGCAUUACUUAUGAAGAAAGUUUUAGCUGCCUUUUUGAACAGAUGUAUUUUAGUAAUCUCUUUCAUUUCCUUGGACAGUUUAUUAUACUAUUUUAUUCUCUGAGGGAAUGUGCUUCUUAGUCUGUUUUUCCCUGGUAAAUAUAAUUCCUAACUAGCUAUUAUUCCAUGAUGAUGUAUGGAACUAAUUACUGAUAUAUCCCCUAAUUUGCUUAACAGAUUGGUAGAUGUUCUCACUUGGUGCAGUAAGGAUGCCAUAUUUUUUUAAACAGCCCCUUACAAUGAGCCCUACUACUACUACUACUACUACUACUACUACUAGCUAAAAAUUAAGUGUACAUAGUAGUAAAGUCUUUCUUUCUCAUCGCAGCUGAUAAAUCUCUUCUGAUCCGAGGUUCUGGGCUACUUUUCUGUAACUCUUCCCAUUUCCUAAAUCUGGUCAGUCCAGAUCUUUCCUUCCCCUGCAAUCGUUCUGUCAGGAGGAGGAACCACUGGCUACUUAAGCUUGCACAUUUCCUUAACUUUUCACCUAACGCUGCUUGAAGGGUAGACUCUUUUGUCCAUCCAUUCAAAAAAUGAUUAUUUCCGUUGAUGUAUUAUUUCAAGAUACUCAGUUAUUCUUGAGAAUGAACACACAAGUGAAAUUGGCCUGUAGUUUCCUAUACUUGACCUAUUACCUCACGUAUAGGGACAAUUUGUGCAUGCUUUAGGUACGUGGAAAAAAUACUUGAAUUGAAGGAGUCAUUUAUUAUGUUUGUUCAUAGGGCUUGUGUGUUGUCCAUGCACUCUUUCAGAACAGACUCUGGAACCUUAUCUAUACCUGCUGACCGAUUUUUUUAGUUACUGUUUUGUCUUCAUGAUUUUAAGUUCUGUUGUGAGAAAUAUCAUCACUGUGCCUGCUGUGACAUUGUGUGCACUACACGUGUUUUAAGAAGAUUUUGCUGCAACUUUUCUGCAGUGCUAGAUAAAUAGUCACAAAAUUUGCCCGAUGAUUUUACUACUAUUCUACACCCGUGUUUGACUUUUGUGUUGUUAUGCUUGUCUACCUUUUCCAGUUCCUUGAUUUGUGACAUAUUAUACUACUUUGCUUUUAUUUUAUGCAUCAUAUAUUAUUUUGUCAUUGGGUGAUUUUCUUCAGAGCAAUCAGUACACCAACCGAGUAUUUUCUUCAUUUUACUCAGUAUUACAAAAGAGCUAAAGAAUGAUACUUUUUUUAACUUGGAUGGAAAACCACAAGAGGAUGCACAGACUAAAGUUACAGAUGAGACGUAGGAAAAUGAGCUAUAAGUUAAAAAGAUCUAUUCGGAGAUGAGCAAUACUGAUUUGAAACCAGUUACGGACUGAUCAAUAAAAAUCAUAAUUUUACUGGUGCAAUUUUAUUAACAUAUUCCACUUUGAAAAUGUCACGGCAUCCCACUGUGUAAAAAUUAAAUCUAAAGAUGUACGUACCAGGUCACAUAAUGUGACUACACUGCGUCAUCCUUUGAAAUAAGUGUAAAAUAAUGAUCUGUGCGCAAAAAGGAAAAGAAUUAUUUGGUUGUAAGACAAUGCUGACAUAUCUCUCUAACUCUACACAUAAUCACUUAAGAUACUGGAACUCACUCUGUAGUUAGGCCUAAUGAUAUGUCUCAGAGAUACAUAUGAAAACUAGGCAGUUAAAUAUAUGUACUAACUAAGAAACAUGUAAGUAAGGCUGUGAUUUCCAAAUGAAAUUUCAUAUACUGAAUAUAGUUAUUCGAAUUUAUCUGCCAAUGAGUAUAUUUACAACAUGCAGCUCGUAGUAUGAAGUAUCAAAUCUUGUUAGUAGGUCUUAUUAUUUUCAUUGAAUAAUGAACAUGUACCAUUGUAUUUGACAGUGAUUGUUCACUACAUUUUUUGUCUGUCUUCCAUAAAUAGAAAGCUAUGUGCCUAUUAUUAAAAAAAAAAAAAAAAAGAUUUUUGAACUGUACUUGCCACUUAAUUUGUAACUGAGUAGUGAGAAUAUAUUUGUGGCAUUUUUGUUGUGAAAAAGUGUUUAAACCUUGUAUCAUGAAAGUGUGUUAAGUGUUCCUGUACACACCAAAAUUCUACAAAUAGCAUUUUGUAUCUGUAUUAAUGUACAUACAGUAAAAGUUGUGUAAUAAUAUGUGAUGACUCGCAGGAGAAAUGUUCUCUGUAAAUGGAAUGUGUGCAGUUAUUUUUGUUGUGUGAGUGGGUACUGUUUUGGCAGAAAGUUCUAAGUUUUUUGGAGACAUUUCUAGGAAAUAAUUAAAGUGUUUUAAAUUCAGAAUAUAAUUAAUAAAGUACAGUGACAGUGGUUUCAAUACCAACACCUUUGCUUGCAAAAUUUUACGUCAGUAAUUUUUGGUACCCAGGGAAGAUAUUAAAACAUUCCAUACAAGAUAUGAUUUGUUGAUUGUUUUUUAAAUUGUAGAAAUGAGAUUGUGUAAUACCUUAAGCUGUUUCAUAGCUUAUUCUUUACUGUGAGUUCAUUGAAAGACUAUUAUCUAGCACAAUUUUUUUAAUUAAACAAUGGACAAUCCAGGAAGGAAUGUAACCGUAUUAUGAAAAGAAAAGUUGCUACUCACCAAAUAGUGGAGAUGCUGAGUUGCAGAUAGGCACAACAAAAAGACUCUUACAAUAUAAGCUUUUGGCUAACUAGACCAGAGGCUGCAGAGAGAGAGAGAGAGAGAGAGAGAGAGAGAGAGAGAGUGUGUGUGUGUGUGUGUGUGUGUGUGUGUGUGUGUGUGUGUGUGUGUGUGUGUCUCGCCUAUUUUCAACAAAGGCCUUAUUGGCCAAAAUUGUGUACUGUGACAGUCUUUUUGUUGUGCCUAUCUGUGACUCGGCAUCUCUGCGAUAAGGUGAGUAGCAAAUUUUCUUUACAAAUUUUUACUAACAUGUUAAUUUCCUAAAGGCAAUUGGUGGACAUAGCAGAAUUUCAUGCCUGAUGCCGUGUGCCUGUUGGCGACCACAUUUUUUUCGCAGAAACCAGUACACACCCUGAGUAUUUAUUUUACUUUAAUUAAUAUUGCAGCAGGGCUAAAGAAUGACACUUUUUUUAACUUGGUCGCAAAACCAUGAGAGGGUGGACAGACUAAAGUUACAGAUGACACGCAGGAAAAUAAGCUAUAAGUUAAACAGAUCGGUUUGAAGAUGAACAGUAUUGAUGUGAAACCAAUUAUGGAUCAGUAAAUAAAAAUCAUAAUGUUACUACUGCAUUUUAUUUACUAUUCCACUCUGAACAUGUCAUUGAGUCUCACUGUGGAAAAAAUAAAUCUAAAGAUGUACUUGUCAUGUCACAUAGUGUGUCAGUCUUUGAGAUAAGUGCAUAACGACGUUCUGCAAGCAAAAGAAUUAUUAUUUUGUUGUAAGACAGUGCUAAUGGUAUCUCUGUAUCUGUACACAUAAUCACUUAUGAUACUGAAACUGACUCUGUAGUUAGGCUUAAUGAUAAGUCUCAGAGGUAAAUAGGAAAACUGGUCAGUUAUGUAUAUGUACUAAAUGAGACACAUCUAAGUUAGGCUGCAAUUUCUCGAUGAAAUUUCAUAUACUGAAUUUAGCUAUUCGAAUGUUUCUGCCAAUGAGCAUAUUUAUAUGCAGCUCUGUUAGUAUGAAAUGUCAAAUCUUGUGUGUAGUUCUUACUAGUUUCAUUGAAUAAUCAGCGUGUACUGUGAAAUUUGACAGCGAUUGUUGUUCAUCACACUGUUUAGUACAGCAUUUCUCUUGAUGCCAUGUAAAGUGUAAAGUUGCAAAAAAUUAACUACAAAACAAUGAACAGGAUAUUAUUCCCAACUCUGCCCAGAAAUACAAAUUAAUGAACUGUAUUGCACUAUAUACUAUCCUAAACAUAGUGUAGCAUUUCGUCACCUGUGGGUGCUGGGCGUCAGAUGCGAAUCUUUGCAGUGUCUGCCAGCAGCCUUAAUGCAGACAGUAUGUUAAUAGCAAGAGUGACAAAUAUAUAACAUGUUGACAAAAAUAUAUUAUUUACAGCUGUGUGACUAAACAUCAAUUAUAAAUAUUAUAUGCACUUUUUAUAUUUUUAUGUAACUGUUGUUAUUAACAGAAAUCAAUCUUCUUGAAAUCAGGUGCACAAUAAGGAAUAAAUUAAAGAGCAACCUAAGGUAUUACAUUAUGCCAUAUCUACAAAUCUAUGCAAGUGUUCCUUUAGCCACCAUUACAGAGUAAAGUUAAUGGCACAAACUAACAGUGUACAAGAAAUACUUAGAUUCAGUUACUUUUUUCUCUUUCUGCUGAUUUAAUGAGGUGUUGACGCACUGCUUAGCUCAGUUUCACUCAAAUCACUGAUCUGAGAUUGUGCCCUUACUUCCACAGACACAAAACUCAAUAUAUCUCUCUCUCUCUCUCUCUCUCUCUCUCUCUCUCUCUCUCACACACACACACACACACACACACACACACACACACACAUAUAUAUUCAUCCUUAAUGUGAGGAAAGCAGAAAACAUAGCACAUCUCAGCAAUUUAUCUCUUAUUAUGACAGAUAUUUUCUUUAAAAUAUGCACAAGUUAAAAUAUAGCUUCAGCGUUACUGGACAUCCUCUUCUGACGGCUACAGUUGAGACCUGUUGAUGCCAGUUCAUUUUAUUCUUGAGAAAUUUUGUGUAAUGCUACAAUGACCAUAGCAAAAUGUGCACUCUUCCCCCUGCUCCCAAAGGAAGUCUGUUUUUCAUUCAGUAGCACACAUCAAAGCAGGUAUUAAUCUAUAGAAUAUAGGAAUUUUGUUUCCUCACUGAAUAUUGAUUGUU
This is a messenger RNA of Schistocerca nitens (vagrant locust), 8785 nucleotides long. RefSeq lists its product as uncharacterized. Lineage: Eukaryota; Metazoa; Arthropoda; Insecta; Orthoptera; Acrididae. Gene Ontology annotation, biological process: regulation of sodium ion transport. The coding region runs from base 229 to 1569 and encodes 446 amino acids. The transcript has 6 exons. The record is from RefSeq and is a predicted model, not a curated record.